AUGUGGUUGUCGAGAUUUCCGCUCACCGUCCUGGGGCUCGCUGCUCAAGUACCACUCGAGCAACCUGCUAACGUGUCCCAUUCCGCCAUGGUCUCCACGAACGAUUUCUCGUUCAAGGCGGACGCGGGCAUAUUCACGCCAAAGGAGCUAGUGGAAUUGACGCGACCUGGGACAGGCCUUGCUAAUGCUCCCGGUGACUUGGUGCUUGUACCGGUCAGCAAAUAUUCCCUAGAGGAGAAAAAGAACCACAAGUCGAUCUUCAUAGCACCAGUAGAGUCUUCUGUGCAGCCCCUCCAGGUGCCCCUGACCAACGGCGGCGAAGCGUUUUGGCUCGAUGCGCGCACGAUCGCCCACGCAGUUGAGGAGGGGGAAGACAAGGACAAGUCCACCAGCAUAUAUGCACUGUCUGUCAAGUUCGAAACAGAGUCCUCCAGUACCCUAAGCGUACCCGACUCCCCCGUCUUGAUCGGCAAGUUCCCCACGUCGACUGCCACGAACUUUAAGUACUCUGUCAAUGCAGGGACACUCGUCUUCUCGGACUUGGUUCACGCAGAUGGCGAUUUGACUGCGGUGAAGAAGAAUGAUGAGGCUUGGGAGAACCGCGGGGACACGGCAUUUGUGUACGACGACACCUACGAGAGGCACUGGGAUGCUUGGGUGGGCCCGAAGAGAUCUUCUCUCUUUGCAGUGAAGCUCUGGCAGUCUCCAGACAAGAAGUGGUCCCUUGGCCAAAACUUCAUCAACAUCCUCAAUGGCACCGACCAUUAUUGCCCAGUCGAGCCGUUCGGAGGAACUGACGACUUCGACGUCUCGGAGACGCAAGUUGUGUACACAGCGAAAGACCCUGCUCUACCUGCGGCCUGGCACACAAAGCAAAAUGUGUACAUCGUCGAUAUCAGCGGAGAGAAUAAGCCCACGGAAUUAACUUCUGGAGUGCACGGUGCUACACGCAGCCCAGUUUUCAGUGUGCAAGGUGAUAAAGCCGCCUGGCUUCAGCUCGACAAGGAUGGUGCGGAGGCUGACAGGGCAAAAAUUGUGAUUUACGAUCUCAAAAAGAAUAUCAAGUACACGCUGACCCAGCACUGGGACCGGUCGCCGGACUCUCUCGCUUUCUCGCCAGAUGGAAAAGCGCUCUAUUUCACUGCCGGUGACCUUGCCCGCAUCAAGAUAUUCGUUCUGCCCUUACCUUCUACCCCGGAGUCCUCCACCGCGGACCCUGAUUUCCCGCCGGAGUAUCAGAACCCUGUCGAGCUCACCUCCAGCGGUGCCGCCGCUGGGAUUCAGCCGCUCCCGAAUGGCCGCCUCGUCUUCACGCGUUCUUCGCUCACCACGCCGAACGAUGUGUAUGUGCUGCGCGGCCUGGACAGCCUCAGCAAGCCGCAGGUCGAUCAGCUGACACGCUUCUCCGCGGACGCGCUGGAGGGAAAGAGCCUGGACGCGGGCGAGGACUUCUGGUUCGAAGGUGCGGAGGGCAACCAAGUGCAGGGCUGGAUCGUUAAGCCGCCGGGCUUCAAGAAGGGCGAGGUGAAGAAAUGGCCCGUGGUGAUGCUUAUCCAUGGCGGUCCUCAGGGCGCAUGGGAAGAUCAGUGGUCGACAAGGUGGAACCCGAAUAUAUUCGCCCAACAGGGCUAUGUGACGAUUGCUAUGAACCCUACGGGCUCGACAACAUUUGGUCAGGAUUUCACGGACGCCAUUUCGGAGAACUGGGGAGGUAGACCCUUCGAAGACAUGCAGAAGGGUUGGAAGCAUGUCCUCAAAACAUACCCCGAGAUCGACCCCGACCGUGCAGUUGCUGCGGGUGCGAGCUGGGGCGGUUACGCUAUCAACUGGAUCCAAGGGCAUCCUGAGUUUGGCUUCGGCUUUAAGGCACUAGUUUGUCAUGAUGGGGUCUUCUCUGCUAUGUACAGCGGAUAUGCGACGGACGAGUUGUUCUUCUUCAACCAGGAAUGGGGUGGCCGCCCUUGGGAGUCCAAGGCGAAGGCAGUUCUGGAGAAAUAUGACCCCACAAACUUUGUCCACAAGUGGUCUACCCCCAUGUUGGUGAUCCAUGGUAGCAAAGACUAUCGUCUGCCAGAGACAGACGGCAUCGGUGCCUUCCAUGCGCUGCAGGAGCGCGGCAUUCCGAGUCGCCUUGUCAUAUUCCCUGACGAGAACCAUUGGGUUAUGAACCACCAGAACAGUAUCAAAUGGCACUACGAAGUCUUCCGAUGGUUCAAUAAGCACUUGAAUGAAAAAGAGUAGUUCUCUUCAUGUAACAACCUUGUAGCUAAAUCAGAAUGUGUGACUUGAAGUUCAAGUCGGUUCGAUGCA
Postia placenta MAD-698-R-SB12 is the source of this 2310-nucleotide messenger RNA. RefSeq lists its product as hypothetical. Lineage: Eukaryota; Fungi; Basidiomycota; Agaricomycetes; Polyporales; Adustoporiaceae. The record is from RefSeq and is a predicted model, not a curated record. The coding region runs from base 1 to 2241 and encodes 746 amino acids. Gene Ontology annotation, molecular function: serine-type endopeptidase activity. The transcript has 16 exons. Gene Ontology annotation, biological process: proteolysis.